AACAGUAAUUAUGUCUGAAUCAAAUGACGACAAUACUGUUAAUAAAUUUGGAGAUGAAAAAAUUACAACACCGUACCACGAACUUGAAGAAAAGAAUGAUCUACAAGAAGAAAAUGAUCGACAGGAGGAAGAAGAUGAUUCUUUCGAGGAUAUAUUAGAAAAUUACAUGAAUUAUGAAGAACAUACAACAUCAAUACCGAUACGUGACGAUAAAUUUUUAGAUAGAGAUGAUGAUGAAAGCAAGAUGAAAAAUAAAACAAUAUUAUUGGAUCAAAUGUGGCCUACGGAAAAAAGUACGACAUAUCAUCUGGGUGGCACUAGAUUUUGGGAACUCGACGUUACAGAACCGUCAGGUGUAUUGAGUAUUCCAACUGAUACAAGCAAAGCUAUCGAUGUAUCCGUUUCUAGAACAACGUGUCUCUAUGUUGUCUUAAAAAAUGAAAUAAAUAUCGACGGAAAAACAAAACGUAAUAUACAUUACCACAAAGGAGACGUUUAUAAUAAAGAAAUCAAGAAAUAUGAUGAUUCUAUCGAGAAGCGAAAAAUCGGUCUUAAAAAUAUAACAAGAGAGAAUACGCAAAAUUUGCGCGGAUUGAAUCGCUAUAAACAGAAUUUUGGAGGAAAAAGAAAACUCGAUGGUUUCUCGCGGGUCAGCAAAGAGGAUCCAAUAAUAGCGAAAACUCGAAAGUUGUGUAGCGUCAAUGGGAAUGAAUCAAAACAUCGGAUAAUUAAAGAUAUCAAAGAUAAAACUAAAAAGAAACAAUCUGCAAAAUCGCAAAAAUCACAAAAUAUUAAUUCACACUCUCCGAAAAGUUGCACAGAUAGCUGUAUCAUGAAUAAAAAAAAUUCGGGCAAAGCAAUUAUUAGCAUGACCGCGAAUCAUCAUUCUCAAGCGAAAAGUAACAACAAUAAAAAAGAGAAUGAGAAAAUAAUGAAUAAUACUAAUAACGAUAUCACUUCUGAUAAAAAAAAUCGAUCAAUAUGCGGGUCCCGCGAGGGAAAAAACCAUAAUUAUUUAAAUUGUAUUUGCGAUAUCGUGGACGUCAUUAAAAACAUAAAAUCUAUAUUAAACAGAGUAAGCUUUUCACUGGACGAAAUUAAGGCGCUCAAUUGCAGCAUAUAUAAAGAGACCCAGGACAAGAUAGUGAUUUCGAUAGAUUCCGACGCGGAAGAAACUAGAGAAUUUUCACAGCCUCAUUACAACACCGAAUCAUUAAAAGGUCAGAAAUAUAUCAAACUGGAAGAACUGGAAGAUGACUUUAAGAGCGAUUUGGAUCUCGGCAAUGAUCACGAUAUUGUUUCAUUGCCCGGUGUUAAUCUCAAUUUACCUUGUAAUCAAGACAGCGACGGUAUCACUUGGCUAUCGACUAUUAGCAGACCGAGUUAUAUGUGGAAGAGAACCGAUGGCAUCGCAAUUUUCGGUUUUGUGGCUGAAAACGGUGAUUUAGAAUUGCGAAAUGUAAAUGCAAAAGAUACGGGAAAUUACACAUGCGUCACGACGUACGUGGGUCCCGAGACUGAAGAGCCUAUAGAAACUACCUACGAAGUUCGUUUGCAAGUUGUGACGCUACCGAGAUACAUUGUACACGGCGAGAGUCGUUACUAUACGCGAUCCUGCGACGAAAGGGAUUUAGAUAUAUUAGUAACGUAUCUUCCGGUAAAACUAAAUGAUAUUAUAUGCGAAGCAGAUAUUUGCAAUGCUUAUAUCUUGACACCAUCUUGCUCUCGAAAUCAAAUUACAAUAAAUAUUUUAUUAUUGCCUUCGCAUAUCGUCAAACUGAUGACGAUCGAUCCCAAACGCUGCAAUGUCAUUUGCCUUAAAGGCAUUCAGGACAAACUCUCGCUGAUACUGAGUAAAAAUUUACAAAUCUUCCUUGGAAAAACUAUUAUUUUCAGAUUACCUCACUAUGAGCAGAGAUUGGUUCCGAUCGAUGAAAAGUCCAUAUUCGCAAGAUGGAAAAGAGGAAGGACAAAUGCAUUUGCCGAAAGAACCAGCAAUAUCGGCCUGUUUUCCAGCUGUCCGGCCGGAUACGGUCUUCAUGGCACGCAUUGCAUUCCUUGUCAUAUGGAUACUUAUAGUGAGGAUGGAAUAUCGUACUGUAAAAAAUGUCCGCCUGGUACGUAUCAGCCUAAUCAUGGUGCCAGAGUUUGUCGCACGUGCACUGAUCCAUUGACGAAAGGCUGUCACAAUAUGCUCUGGAGUUCUUUUUCCGCUAUAAUGAUAACUUUGGCAAGUCUCAGCGUGAUGCUAUCAAUAUUCUUGCUAUUCCUAUGGAUAAUCUGCUGUGCUAAGAAAAAAUUCUGUAUAAAGAAGAUAGCUAGUAUUAUACCUAAGGCAGACACAUUUGAACAAGAGGAUCCCAUAGAGGAGCAAUCGUUAAUUAAAGAUGUAAGUGAAAAUCAAGAUCAGCAAUGGGAUAAUGAAUACAAAGCUAAGAAAAAAAAGAAAAAGUUUUAUCUGAAUAAAAAACGUCGAAAACAAAACGAAAGAGGAAAAUAUGAAAAGAUGCGGAUAUAUGAAGAUGAAUGGGGAUCGCAUCGUAUAAAGAAUACUCCGAUCGUUUGUCCAGAUUCUUAUCGAUCUCAUGAAGAUUACAACAACUAUUAUUCGAAGCAAUCGUAUCGUAAAGGACCCCGGCUGCCAGAAUGUGAUUUCGAUACAUGA
Messenger RNA from Camponotus floridanus (Florida carpenter ant), 2665 nucleotides. RefSeq lists its product as uncharacterized. NCBI's taxonomy places the organism in Eukaryota, Metazoa, Arthropoda, Insecta, Hymenoptera, Formicidae. The record is from RefSeq and is a predicted model, not a curated record. The transcript has 12 exons. Bases 11 to 2665 code for a protein of 884 amino acids.